GACUAGUUUCUUUCAUUUGUGUUUUGCUUCCCUUCCCUUGCUCUGCAAAAGAAGUAAAUCUCUUGUUGCAAGCUACCUUCUCCUCGUCCAUGGCGUGCAUCAACCUAAAUCUCGACGUAGACGUCAACAAUUGCCUGAGCGGGCUGCGGGCAUCGCUGCCAGUUCUGGGCAGGCCAAAAUCUGGCAUCCAGAAAUUGGAGAAGGAAAUGGCAAGAUUGAGAGGUGAAAGGGACGACAUCAAGAACCAGAUCGACCAGGCGGAUCGCCAAGGGAAAAUUCCGACCAACAAAGUGAGCCAGUGGCUACGGGAGGUGGAGGAACUGGAAGCCCAAGUGGCUGCUAUCAACCAGGAUUUCCAAAGCAUGAGUUGCUUCAGUUGCAAUUGCUUCAAUCAAACUGGCGGCACGUCGGGUCAAACACAACAAGCAGGAGAUCAGGUCCCUAUUAGAGAGUCAUCAAACUGCUGCUCCAUCAACCGAAGAGCGAAGGAGAAGCUCGGCAAAGCUAAUGAAUUGAUGAGCCAAACUGAUGCACUGGAUCCGAUUACCACAGUUGGGCCUCCGGAACCCACCAUGAUGCUUUCCAUCUCGCACCGAUCGCCUGUUGGGAUCGAGUCGUAUGUGGAGGGCAUUGUGAGCUACAUCGAUGGUGGAGAAGGCAACAUCAUAAGCAUCUACGGAAUGGGCGGUGUCGGUAAGACCACCAUGUUGAAGAGGAUCCAGCGACACUAUCAUCAUAACCAUGCCAUAUUUGAUCGUGUGAUUUGGGUUGUGGCCUCCAAAGACUGCCAAUUGAAAAAGCUCCAGAUUGAUAUUGCUAGGAGUCUAAAUCUGUAUACACUAGAGGAGAAUGACGAUGAACAAAUCUGUGGCGUUAAGUUGUGUAGCUUCUUGAAGAACAAAAACUGCUUGUUGCUUCUCGAUGACAUUUGGGAACGUUUGGAUCUUCAACUGUUGGGGAUGGCACACUCGGGUACUGAGCAAGGCCAGCAGCAGCAUCAGCAGCCGCGCAAAGUCGUGGUGUUCACGACCCGCAGCGAGACAGUGUGUGCACAAAUGAAGGCAGAAAAGAAGUUCAAAGUCAGAUGUCUGGAUUCAGAACAAGCAUGGCAACUCUUUGUGCAGAAUAGCGAUGGGGAUGUUCUCGGCUCAGAUCCUGGAAUUAUGUUCGUUGCCAAAGAACUUGUUCAAGAAUGCGCAGGUCUUCCGCUCGCUCUUGUCACCGUCGCCCGAGCUAUGUCAGGGAGAAGGUCUUGGGAAGCUUGGAACGAUGCUCUCCAUCAAAUAAGAGAUAAACAUGAGUGGACAACCAUUGCACUUCCGGAAGAUUCAGUCAUGUAUAAAGCCUUCAAGCUGAGCUACGACAAUUUAGAGAAUGACUCCGUAAGAGAAUGCCUCUUGUGUUGCACUUUGUGGCCUGAAGAUUAUGAGAUCGACAAGCUUUCUGAGUUGAUACCGUGUUGGAUAGGUUGCGGCAUAAUCCAUGAAUAUAACGUGAUCAAUGAAGCUUUCGCCAAAGGCUACUCCCAUCUGGAAGCUCUCGGGGCUGCAUCCUUGCUAGAGAAAUGUGAUUCGGACAAAGUCGUAAAGAUGCACGAUGUCAUCCGAGACAUGGCACUAUUGCUGAUUUCUGGGUUGGAGGGGAACAAAAGAAAAUGGAUUGUAAAAGCAGGAAUCAGGUUGAGUGAUUUGCCUAGACAAGAAGAAUGGCAAGAAGCAGAACGAGCAUCAUUCAUUUGGAAUCAGAUUACUUCUUUACAAGAAUAUGAAGCUUCCACUUUUCCAAAACUUUCUAUGUUGAUUCUCCAUGGGAACAAAAACCUCAAAACAAUUCCUUCGAGUUUAUUCGCAAGCAUGCCUCGUUUAACGUACUUGGAUCUCAGUGAUUGUUAUAUAACAGAGCUUCCAAUGAUGAUUGGUACCUUAACUGAGCUUCAAUAUUUAAACUUGUCGAAAAAUCCUAUUACAAGACUGCCACUUGAGUUUGGUUGCCUUGGCAAAUUAGAGUACUUGCUUCUAAGGGCUACUUGUCUUAAGAUUGUUCCCAAUGGGACGAUAUCCAAUUUAUCAAUGCUCAAGUGGUUGGAUAUAAGACAAACUCCUCUUGUACCCGAGUGGUGGUGGGAUGAGCUAAAAUGUUUCAAAGGACGCCACCAAUUAAGUGUGGGAAUUAACAUAAAUGCUACAACAGGUAGCAUUGACCGACUCAACAUGUUGUCACCAAAUGUCUCCAUAUGGGAACUCACAUUGGAUGGAAACUAUAUUUCAGAACUUUCAAAUGACGAUAUGGGCACUCCACAAUGGGGUUGCAGGGUAAGUGACAACCUCGAGUAUCUGAACAUUAUGCAUCUGGUAUUAGACAGAUUAAUAUUGGCUGCAGGCGUGGGUCGCGAAUCAAGUUUUGGAUGUUUAAAGCGUCUCCAAUUUUGUUUCCUGAAACUAUUGAAAGAGAUUUCAUUGAAUAGAGUUCGGCUCUACAACCUUCGUGAAGUAGUUUUUAGAGAAUGCCACGAGUUGAAGGAUGUUUCUUGGGUUCUCCAACUGCCAUGCCUUAAGUUUCUAGAGAUAAAUUAUUGUGAAAAAAUGAAGGAAUUAAUAAGUGAGGUAGGGAACUCCAACUCCAUCUCUAGCUCUAGCUCUAGCUCUAGCAUCCAGAGAUUGAUUUUGUGCGGCAUGCUGAACCUCAAUCGCAUUGCAAACAUACCGCUCCAUUUUCCCUACUUGGAAUAUAUAGCAGUGUACGAGUGUCCAAGGUUUCAAAAAUUACCAUUUGGGGCUGAAAUAUUGAACAACAAAUUAAAAAUGAUUAAAGGUGAAAAAAAUUGGUGGAAUAACUUGAAGUGGGAUGACGAGAGCAUCAAAGAUUCCCUCACCCCUUGUUUUAGGUCUUAUGAUGAUGAUUUUUGACCAAUUUCAAAAUGAAGCAUCGGACCUUCUGGUCAAGGAGGCUAUAGGGUUUGAUCGUCGUGGAGGUCAAAUUGUUGGAUUCUUUGAUUGGUUACAUAUGUAUCUAAAUUUGAUUGAUGAUUCCUAAAUACUUAAUUGGACAUCUCUUUAGUGUUUUAAAAUUUGAUGAAUAUCGAUAUUGUCU
Molecule: messenger RNA, 3090 nt
Organism: Zingiber officinale
Lineage: Eukaryota; Viridiplantae; Streptophyta; Magnoliopsida; Zingiberales; Zingiberaceae
Product: probable disease resistance protein At4g14610
Exons: 3
Coding region: 90-2906 (938 amino acids)
Molecular function (GO): protein binding; ATP hydrolysis activity; ADP binding
Source: RefSeq, a predicted model, not a curated record